AAAUGAAAACAACGAAAAAUAUGACACAAAAGAAAGAGCCAAAGACGAACAAGGAGCGGUCAAGACAACACAGAGUCAGAAAGAAGAAGUUCAUCGAAGAUACUAUCACUGAGUGCGCUGAGCUGAGGAAACAAGUUAAACAGUUGCAACAAGAAAAUUCUACACUUAAGGAAAUAAUAAAAGCUGGCAGUAAUAAUACAGAUCCGAGAGGACCUCAGACAAGACAAAAAUCUCAAUUUGAAAGUAGAUUACAUGAAUAUGAAGAUUAUACUUACAACAACAUAUAUAAAAAGAUGAUUGCGGAUCCAAAAGAGGUCAGAUAUACCGAGCUGGAACAAAUAAUGGAACAUGUUUGAGAAUGGAGUGAUGACCGAGUUGAUUACAUAAAGACUUGAUUCAAAAAAAUCCUUAACAGUAUGGUGAGUCAGAGCUCUAAAUGAUUCUAUGCUUGAAAUAAUAUCCUGCCAGCAAAUUCAUGGAAUAGUAAAUCAAAUCUUAGAAAAAGAGCAAAGAAAUAUUUUAACAAAUCAUCAGAACAGAAUGAAGCGAAGGAAAUAUUCUCAAACAUCGAGCUUUCAGCACAUGCCAAGUACUCCUUCAAGUGCCACAACAAAGAUCUCAAACAACUUCAUAAGAAAUUCAAGAAAAUAGGGCAAAAUCUGAUCAAGCAGAGGAACAAGUUGUUGAAUUUGUAUCAAGAUAUAAAAGACUAUGCCGAAAACUGCAAGUUCUCUGGAAGUUAUAGCAAGAUUGAUGUGGUCAACGACUUCCUUGUUCUAGAUAAGGUAAAAGAGACUGACUUGAUUCAGGACCAUAAAUUUUACGAUAUCCCUAAGAAAAAUCAUACAAAUGCUAGAUAUGAAGAAGGAGAGCUUACUGAAUAAAUAUUCCAAUGCUUCAA
Moneuplotes crassus is the source of this 901-nucleotide messenger RNA. NCBI's taxonomy places the organism in Eukaryota, Ciliophora, Spirotrichea, Euplotida, Euplotidae. The record is from the annotation of a GenBank genome assembly.